Messenger RNA from Antechinus flavipes (yellow-footed antechinus), 978 nucleotides. RefSeq names its product olfactory receptor 6C75-like. The transcript has a single exon. The record is from RefSeq and is a predicted model, not a curated record. Gene Ontology annotation, molecular function: G protein-coupled receptor activity; olfactory receptor activity. Bases 1 to 978 code for a protein of 325 amino acids. NCBI's taxonomy places the organism in Eukaryota, Metazoa, Chordata, Mammalia, Dasyuromorphia, Dasyuridae. Gene Ontology annotation, biological process: G protein-coupled receptor signaling pathway. Gene Ontology annotation, cellular component: membrane.
AUGUGCUUCAUAGGUAAAAUGGGGAAAACAGCAGAGAUGGGAAAUGAAACAACUGUCCAGGAAUUCAUCCUGGAAGGAUUUCCUGCUGUCCAGCACCUGGGAAAAUUCUUCUUCACCCUCAUUUUAUUGGCAUACUCAGUUGCCUUCACAGGAAACACAAUUAUCAUCACCCUUACAUGGGCUGACUACCACCUCCAAAUCCCAAUGUAUUUUUUCCUCAGUAACUUCUCUUUCUUAGAAAACUGCUUUAUAACAACAGCAAUACCCAAACUCCUGUUGAUCUUUUUAUGGGGAAUGCAAAAAAUAUCCUUUCUUGGCUGUCUUAUCCAAGCCUUUUUUUUUCUGUUUUGGGGAUCAACAGGUUCUUUGCUUCUGGCUGUAAUGUCCCUAGACAGGUAUAUAGCCAUUUGUAAUCCUCUGCGUUAUCCCAGCAUAAUGACCAGGAAGGUAUGCUUCCUCUUAGUCAUAUUCUGUUAUGUUGCUAGUUUCUUUGUAGUUGUUGGGAUUAUCUUAAAGGUCUCAAUGUUAUCUUUCUGUGGUUCCAAUGUCAUCAAACAUUUUUUAUGUGAUCUGACUCCUCUGACACAUCUCUCAUGCUCUGACACCAAGUUUUUUGAAUCAUUGGUUUUUGCGCUUGCUAUUCUUGUACUCGUGUCCUCCCUAAUUAUAACUAUCAUAGCUUACACAAAUAUAAUAAUCAAGAUAGUAAAUCUCCCUUCAAUCAAAGAGCGACAGAAGGCUUUCUCCACCUGUUCUUCCCACUUCAUUGUCCUCUGUCUAUUGUAUGGAAGUAGUGUUUUUAUAUAUCUGAAGCCAAAUCAAGCCAAAACUUUUGACACCAACAGAGAGGCAGCUCUAGUGAAUACUGUAGUGACCCCUUUACUGAAUCCUUUCAUUUAUACUCUAAGAAACAAGCAGGUCAAACAAGCUUUGAGAAAUGUUCUUUACAGGAUUAAAUUGGCAAGAUGGAUUCAUUAA